GCACAAAACGAAAGAGGCGGGACAAAUUGCCGCGGGUUCAGUACCGCCACUGGAACCGGGAGAUGCGGCGCAGGAACUGUCGCUGUUUGCUUAUAGCUGAGUCUCGUCUCGUACUGUGGUUCCUUUUGCGUCUUGGAUCAUGUUGUUACCCUCGGACGUGGCCCGGCUGGUAUUGGGUUACUUACAACAAGAAAACCUCACUUCUACCUGCCAGACCUUUAUAUUGGAAAGUUCAGAUUUAAAAGAAUAUGCAGAACACUGUACAGAUGAAGGUUUUAUCCCAGCCUGCUUACUGUCCCUAUUUGGAAAAAACUUGACAACAAUUUUGAAUGAAUAUGUAGCUAUGAAAGCAAAAGAAACAUCAAAUGAUGUCCCAGCAAUAAUGUCAUCUCUGUGGAAGAAGUUAGACCAUACACUUUCUCAGAUCAGGAGCAUGCAGAGUUCCCCGGGAUUGGCUGCCAGUCAGCGAGUCCGAACAAGAAAUGGAAUUGCAGAGAUCAAACGACAAAGAAGGCUUGCAUCUCAGGCGGCUCCUGUCAGUUCGGAUUUGCUGGUUUUACCUUACGUUUCAGCACAGUUUACUACUGCUCCUUUGACGGCUGCACAGCCUGUUCAACCAACUGGCCAAAUUUCAGCUCCAAUGCGGUCAAAUUUUGUAGUGGUCAAUCAUUCACAGUCCCAAGAUACUGUAACUACUGGAGAGCCUUUAAAUAUCAUUCCUGGUCCUCAGGAAAAGAAGUCGCACGCCAGUUUAAUGUCACCUGGCAGACGUAAAAGUGAAUCACAAAGGAAAAGUAUUACUUUGUCUGGGCCUCACUCAACAAUACGGAAUUUCCAGGACCUAAAUGCAUUUGCAGUAGAAAAACAAAUGGUUAUUGAAAAUGCACGUGAAAAAAUAUUAAACAACAAAUCUCUUCAAGAGAAGCUUGCAGAAAACAUUAACAAAUUUUUGACUAGUGAUAACAGUAUUGCUCAAGUACCCAAACAAACAGAUAGCAACCCUGCCGAACCAGAAGCUUCAAUUGAUGAACUCCUGGGACUUCCGAGUGAAAUCCACAUGUCUGAAGAAGCUAUACAAGACAUAUUGGAACAAACAGAAUCAGACCCAGCAUUCCAAGCAUUGUUUGAUCUGUUUGACUAUGGUAAAACAAAGAACUGUAAAAAUAUAUCACAAAGCAUUUCUAAUCAGCAUAUAGUUUUACCCGAAGAAACAAAUCUAGUUGUUAAAAGUUCUUUUGAAAUACAAGAAUCUGAUGGUCAGUCUGGUCAGCCUGCUUGUACGUCCUGUCAGAAUGAAGAGGCACUAGAUGUUUUGAAGAACGGCAGCAGCCAUGAAGCGCUGAGACAGGAAGCCCAGGACGGUUUUCCCCAAAUAGAACCUAGCAUCCAGAAAAAGUCUGUUAAAACAGUAGCACCUACAGAACAGAAGUGUGACCUUGACAUUACCUUUGAAUCUGUGCCUAGUUUGAGUGACUUUAACCAAACAGGAAAUUCUCAUGCCGAAUGUAACCAGCAUUGUACUGAACUAUAUACGAGUCAGAUCCCUCCUGAAACUGAAAGGGCCAUGGAAGUUGGAAAGAAUACUGUGUCUCCGAAUGUGCCCUGUGAGUCUCAGUUACAGCCUAGUCAGUCUGAAGUACCAGUAACUUCAUUUGUUACCCUUGGUGUUGAAAUGAACAGUGAAAACUUAAGUCUGUCUGGGAAAAGUUCUCAACUUUUAUCUCAAAAUACUCCACUCACCGGAAAGCCGUCUAAAAAUAGUCAGCUUUGUGAAAGUCUUAACAAUACAGUGAAACCUAAAACUAGUUUUCAUAGUUCCAAGUCACAAGAUCCUGGUGAACUUCAGAAGAGUAAAAUUGAGAUGAGUAAUGUACUGCCGGUUGUAUCACCACAACUACCAGUUUGCCAGACUAAUUUACUUCAAAGUGAAAUACUGCCUGUGUCUGUAGGAAGUUCAGCUUUACAUGUCUCUGAACAACAAAUAGAAGUUUGUCUUGAAGAUUCAGUCUCUUCAGUUAAACAACCGUAUGAUGGUUCCACAGCUGUUGAGCUAAGUCAUGCCCAAAAUGAGACUGAGCCACACAAGUCUGACAAGGCUGCUGUGGAGCCACAGGAGCCUUCCUCUCCCGUAAAAGGAGGAGAUAACAUUUUUCUCUCUUUGGUCAGCACUGACAGCUGUGGGGAAGUUGCACAGAUACCUCCAGAAGGUAACUGUAUGAAAAACAGUCACUCUGUUCCUUCUGAACCUGGGUGUUCUUCAGUGGGAGAUCCUCACUCCGAGUCUCAAAAUCUUGGUGAUAAACCUUGUAGUGACAACUCUGCAGAAGUGGAUGCAUCAAAUAUUGUCUCCCUCAAAAUUAUCAUUAGUGAUGAUCCAUUUGUGUCCUCGGAUACUGAACUUACCAGUGCUGUGUCCAGUAUCAGUGGAGAAAACUUGCCAACUAUCAUUUUAUCUUCUCCUGAUAAGUCGCCUACCAAAAACGCAGAAUUAGUUAAAGACCUGUCUGCAGAGGGAAUUGCAGGUUCUGUUGUGUCUGCUGCAGUAGAGGGCUCAGCUUCUGUGGAACAGAGCCUUUUGACACUCAAACCGGAGGACACCAAAGUAAAUGACACUCAGAGUGAAGAGGGCAGUACUUUUUCAGCAAGUAUCACUCCGUGUGUUUCCAAGGAGGGAGGAUUCAUACAGUUGAUGCCAGCCACAAGCACAACUUUCGGCAACUCCAAUAACAUUCUCAUUGCUACCUGUGUGACUGAUCCAACAUCCUUGGGAACAACAGUCAGUCAGUCUAAUGUUGUGGUGUUGCCUGGAAAUUCUGCGACUAUGACCUCACAGCCGCCCCCACCAAAGUUACAGACACCACCGAGAUCAAACAGUGUGUUCGCUGUCAACCAAGCUGUGUCACCAAACUUUUCACAAGGUUCUGCCAUUAUAAUUGCUUCUCCAGUCCAACCUGUACUCCAAGGAAUGGUGGGCAUGGUCCCCGUGUCUGUGGUUGGACAGAAUGGAAAUACCUUUUCUGCACCUCCUCAGCAGGUCCUUCAUGUGCCUUUAGCAGCACCAGUGUGCAAUAGAAGUAUCCCCCAAUUCCCUGUUCCUCCCAAGUCUCAGAAGGCACAGGGGCUGAGAAACAAGACGUGCACAGGCAAACAGAUUAAUAAUUCGGCAGAUUCAUCAAAUCAUUCAGUUGGAUGUCAUGCACAAAGAACUGAAGUUUCUGACAAGAAUAUGGUCACAGGACUUGGGAAAAAAAUGGAAGAGAUCACAGUUACCUUCUCUGGAGAGAGCACAGUUCCAGCUAGCAAACCAUUUGAAAGCCAUAGACGUGUGCUAUGUUUUGAUACCACUUCUUCUGUGGCAAACACACAGGGGUCAGGCCAGAAGAUGACAUCCCAAAACCGGGAAAGGAGUGAAGUUGCCUCUUCUCAUCUCGACUCACCCAUUGCAUCCUCCAUGUUAAAACCCUCUUCUAAUUCUACCAAAAAAGAAAAAGAGAAAACCCCUAUGCCCAGGAUUUUAUCUAAACCAGAAAUUGCUAUUAUUCGGCAUACCACCGUAAAAGAAGCUGAGUCAGAAAAGAAAGUUUCACCAACAGAAAUGGUACUUGAAUCCUUCCAUAAGGCAACAGCUAAUAAGGAGAAUGAAUUACGCAGUGAUAUGGAAAGGCAGAAAAAUUCAGACACUUCAAAACUGUCUGUUGGGCAACAACAUGGGAGUUUACGAAAUGAGAAAGCAGUGUCUUCACUGCAGGAAUUGACCAAAAGACAAGCUACAUCUUCAAACAGUAAAAAUCUUAUUUCAGUAAGUACAGCUAUGAAGGAUCUAAAACAGGAGCAAACAAAGACUGUGAACUCUUUGAACACCACAGAAAUACUACAUGAUGUGCAGUUACAGAGCCCCGUAAAUAGACUCACUGAUAGUAGUGAUUCACCUGUGCCCCGGACACCUGGCUCCGGAGCGGGGGAAAAACAUAGGGAAGAACCCUCAGAUGUCAUCAAGGCCCCCUCUAGUAGGCGUUUGGGCGAUGACAGUAGCACAGCCAAAGUAAUGAUCCCUCCUGUCGCUCCAGACUUGCCUGCCUGCAGCCCUGCCAGUGAGACAGGCAGCGAAAACAGUGUCAGCAUGGCCGCGCACACACUGAUGAUUCUCUCCAGAGCAGCCAUUUCCAGGACUGCAUCCACAACUCCUCUAAAAGACAACACACAGCAGUUUAGAACGUCUUCAAGAAGCACCACCAAAAAAAGGAAAAUUGAAGAAUUAGAUGAGCGUGAGCGGAACUCCCGCACUUCUAGUAAAAGUCUUGCACAUUCAUCAAUACCAAUGAAAAAAAAGAAAAUUAAGAAAAAGAAGCUGCCUGGUUCAUUUCCAGCAGGAAUGGACGUGGACAAAUUUUUGUUAUCAUUGCAUUAUGAUGAGUAAGCAUUGGAAACACAUAAGAACGUUGGUUGUUUAAAACUUGUACCCCUUAAACUCUGGGUGUGGGGAAUGGGAUAUCGAUAGAAAUUGAAAACAUGACCUGCACUUUUUCUUGUACUAAAGUUUUACUUUAUACCUAAUCAUGCUGUUUAUGAAGCAGCAUUGUAGUUUGUACAUACACUUGAUAUAUUUCUAUUUUGGAAAAAAAAUUAGCAGAAAUGUAAGUAAAACCAAUCUGCAAAAACUGUACAGCUUUGACAAUUGCAUAUUGUAAAUAUUGUAUAAAUCUUGUGAAAAUAGAGGUUAAAUCACCUAAUGUUCUUACACUGCGUUUUUUGACUUAUGAUCCUUAAUUGAGGUUUAUUCAUCUGAAAUAUUAUCUCAUUUCUUUUGAAUGAAAAUGUUCCUUAUCCUUAUAAUUACCUUCACAAUUGUUCAAAAAGAUAUUUAAAUAUGUAGCCUCUAAGUACAAAAAAAAUGAUAACUACCUCAAUUGGUAGUAAUCAACAGUUUGAUGGAUUUUUUUCCCCUUAGACUCAGUACUUUACCAUCCUUUCUUGUAGUUACAGUAAAAACUAUAUUCCUAAAGUUUUACAAUUUAUUUCUUGUGGUCAUUCUGUUCUCUUUGUUUCAAAGAGAAUUUUGUAAACCAUUUAAUGAGUGUUGUGAUUGUUCUUUAAAUCUUUACAGAACUUUAAGUGGUUAGAUUGUUGAGCCAUACAAAGUUGAGAUACUCAGUAUGUAUAAACUCGCCCCUAAGCACUAGGGAUGUAAAGAAUUGCACUAACUUCGCAUCAUAGUAAACAAUGCACAUUUAAUUUAAAUCUUGUGUUUUAAGUUAAAGCUUGUGUGGAAGAUUAUGUUUUGGUGUCCUGAAAGUCAUGUCCAUCAAAAGAUGUAAAAAGAGAAAUCAUAAUUUUAUAUUUCAGUUUCUUCUAAAAUGGGGUGUGUUAAAUAACAAUAUCCACACUUUAGAUGUAGCACGUUUUCUGUGUGUCCCUUAAAGUAUUCUAAACAGAUGCUCUCAAAAAGCCCUUACGGGGAGUGAGAGAGGUGCCUUCUCUGCAUUGAACUCAUCAUAGCAGGCAAGUUGAAGAACCAGUUUAAACUUUUAAAUCAUUACAAAUUAUACUUAAUAUCUGACCAAUUGUGCCUAGAUAAUAAAGUAUGCUUAAGUGCUUUCUGUUUAAAUGUGAAUGCAUUAGGAUUUUUUUACAUAGGUGUAUAUUUUGUUGAAAAGUCACUUUCCUCAACGAUUUUUUGUACUGGGUCUUUAAAAAAAUAAAUCCAUCCUAUUGUAAUAGAA
Molecule: messenger RNA, 5720 nt
Organism: Cavia porcellus (domestic guinea pig)
Lineage: Eukaryota; Metazoa; Chordata; Mammalia; Rodentia; Caviidae
Product: protein NPAT
Exons: 18
Coding region: 140-4417 (1425 amino acids)
Cellular component (GO): nucleus
Molecular function (GO): protein binding; transcription coregulator activity
Source: RefSeq, a predicted model, not a curated record